Coprinopsis cinerea okayama7#130 is the source of this 2361-nucleotide messenger RNA. RefSeq names its product ankyrin repeat domain-containing protein 29. Lineage: Eukaryota; Fungi; Basidiomycota; Agaricomycetes; Agaricales; Psathyrellaceae. The transcript has 6 exons. The record is from RefSeq and is a predicted model, not a curated record. Gene Ontology annotation, molecular function: protein binding. Bases 1 to 2361 code for a protein of 786 amino acids.
AUGUCGUCGCCGUCCGAAGGCCCCUCCAGGUCGAACGCGACCAGGAUGGAAGUCAUGGCGAACGACGCAUCAUCUCUCGCUGCGCACGCAGCCAGCGACAUAGGCCCGAAAUUCAGCCUCGGUAAAGGCAACACCGUCUCUGGGGGGACGAUGAUUGCGGGAGACUAUAUUAGUACUACCAAUAUCCAGAACAUCUAUCCCAACGCCGAGCCCACCGACUCUCCUGAAGCUCGUGACGCUCUGAUAUCCGACAUUACCUCUUGGUUCGAUCUCAAGUCGAACUCGAGAGCAAUCCACAAUGAUGUGAAGAAGAAACGAGACUGUCUCGAGGGCCACUUCCACCGCAUUUACUACGUCGUUGACGGUGUUGAUGAAGUCAACAACAACAACCGGUUCGACCUUAUCCAGGUCUUCAAACGACUGCAGGGGAAUAUCAUCUUCGCUUCUCGGCCCCUGGAACAUCUCCAAACCGAGUUAGAGGGCGCUCGAUAUCUGACAUUCCUCGCGCAGGACGAAGACCUCCGACUGCUCAUUGAGGACAGGUUGAGACGAUACCCGGGCUUGUGUCGCAUCUUGAAGAGGGACAAUUACCGGGAGGAAGCUACUAGGAAAAUAGCUGACAAGGCGGCAGGAAUGUUCCUCCACGCUGCUCUGCAGAUUGAGGCACUGCGCACCUGUCUGUCACCUGCUGCCAUUGAGGCGAAGCUCGAGGAGUUUCCCGCCGGAAUAGAGGGAAUGUACGCAAAUAGUAUCUCGCGAAUCGAAAGUCAGGACCCAGAGCUCGUCCGGAUUGCCAAGCAGAUGCUUUUUUGGCUCGUCUUUUCCCGCGGACCACUCUCGUUGCGGGACCUCCAAGCCGCCCUUGCUGUAAACCCCGAAACGCACAGCAUUGAGGAGGCCUUUAUGCCGGACGAACAAUCCAUCAUUGACCUGUGCUGUGGUUUGGUCGAAUUUAACGCGGAAAGUAAUGUCGUUCGAUUAGUUCAUUUCACCGCCAAAGACGCACUGGAACCCAUGCUCCGCAAGGAUAAUCCCCAGCCCCAUCUCUUCAUCAGCAAGGUCUUGGCUCAACGGAUGGUUGACCAUAAUAUACCUCAUUUCGCCAUCGCAGAGCACGAAGAUUUCGACGCCCUCAUUGAACAAAAACCACUUCUGGGUUAUGCCUACCGACAUUGGGGCACCCAUAUUCUGGAGUGCGGAGAUUCACCCGAAGCAAAUCAUAUCCCGAUGGGUUUUCUACGCCGGUGUACCUCCUUCCCCUGCAAGCUCUACGGCCCGGGAAGCGCCCUCGACCUCUUGCAACCACUCCACGUCGCUGCUCAUUAUGCCCUCCCGAUAUACUUAGAGCAUACUUUUGUAGGCGAUGGAGACCCCGAUGUACAUCCAAUGCCGAACACAGCCUCGUCCCAGGGUGCGUCCCAGCCAGCGGGCCAACACACGGAAAGUGCUACUAUCAACGAGGGUACGAUGCUAUUUUCGACUGCACUGAUAAUAGCAUCGGCUCUUGGCCACCUCGACUUCGUAAAACAGCUCCUUCAAAUUCAGAGCGUCGAUGUCAAUGCGAACGAUAAAGAGGGUGUCUCAGCAUUACACCUGGCAUCCGUGUUAGGGCAUAGGGAGAUCGUCCAAGAGCUUUUACAGGUCCCCGACAUCGACGUCAACGGUACAGACAACGACGGGUGGACAGCACUCAUACUGGCCUCGCAAAAUGGCCACGAUGGAGUGGUCAGCCAGCUCCUCCGGGUCCCCGGCAUCGAGGUCAACGCUGCAACCGCCGAAGGAGUGACUGCACUCAUUCAAGCCUCGCAAAACGGCCAUGAUGGAGUGGUCAGCCUGCUCCUCCGGGUCCCCAGCAUCCAGGUCAACGCCACGACCAACAUCGGGGUGACUGCACUCAUGCUGGCCUCGCAAAACGGCCACGAUGGAGUGGUCAGCCAGCUCCUCCAGGUCCCCGGCAUCAAGGUCAACGCUGCAACGACCGACGGGGGGACGGCACUCAUGCUGGCCUCGCAAAACGGCCACGAUGGAGUGGUCACCCAGCUCCUCCGGGUCCACGGCAUCGAGGUCAACGGUGCAGACAACAACGGGUGGACGGCACUCAUGCUGGCCUCGCACAACGGCCACGAUGGAGUGGUCACCCAGCUCCUCCAGUUCCUGGGAAUUGACGUUGAUGUUGCUAACUCUGCUGGCGCGACGGCUUUAUCUGCAGCGCAGGAACAGGGACACACGAGCGUCGUAGAGCUGUUAACCAACUUCACUUGCAACCGAUCGAAUCCCGUUGGCACUACCCAGCGAGAGAAAAGACGGCUGCAUUCUCCUCCCAGUGACUCUGAGACGCCUCCCAAGAGAACUCGUUUAUAG